Suillus bovinus is the source of this 702-nucleotide messenger RNA. RefSeq names its product cornichon. The transcript is spliced from 7 exons. The coding region runs from base 94 to 507 and encodes 137 amino acids. Gene Ontology annotation, cellular component: endoplasmic reticulum membrane; COPII-coated ER to Golgi transport vesicle. Gene Ontology annotation, biological process: endoplasmic reticulum to Golgi vesicle-mediated transport. The record is from RefSeq and is a predicted model, not a curated record. Lineage: Eukaryota; Fungi; Basidiomycota; Agaricomycetes; Boletales; Suillaceae.
GGGUUGUUCUUCCUGGUGUUUGACUUCAUCAAGUCGUAGCUGCUCAGUCAACAAGUUCUAUUUCAUUGCUUUACCUUAACGUUUUCUGACAAAAUGGGUGGUGCUGGCUGGUUGUUCUUGUUCUCUGUACUAAUGGCAGCUGGUUUGCUCUUCACGAUGGUUUUCUUCAUCAUCAUGUUCUCAGACCUUGAAUGCGAUUAUAUCAAUCCCAUAGAUCUUUGCAACAAACUCAACCAAUUCGUCCUACCAGAAAACAUUGCACACGCUUUCCUAACAGUCCUCUUCCUCCUCUCUGGGCAAUGGUUUGCGUUCCUCCUCAACCUCCCUCUCGUCUUGUAUAACGUCAACAAAAUACGCAACAAGAAUCAUAUGUACGACGCCACAGAGAUUUUUAGAACUCUUAGCGGUCAUAAGAAAGAGAGCUUCAUGAAACUAGGUUUUUACCUUCUUUCAUUCUUCUAUUAUCUCUACCGGAUGAUCGUUGCUCUUAUCUCUGAGAGUGAAUGAUUGCCAGGUGGUGGCUUGAUGACGAAUACCUUUCCGGAUGCUUGAGGGUAAAGCCAGUGCACGUAACGUACAAGACUCUUGCUGUUGUUUGGUUGGCUAUCAUGAUCUAUUUUCUUCACUAUCACUUAUUAUGCUUGAGUUCACGUCAUUUCAUGCCCAUUUCAAGCAAACAUAAGUAUUUGCCUGUGCUUUGAC